This is a messenger RNA of Trichoderma virens Gv29-8, 2007 nucleotides long. RefSeq lists its product as uncharacterized. Gene Ontology annotation, biological process: retrograde transport, endosome to Golgi. The transcript has 2 exons. Lineage: Eukaryota; Fungi; Ascomycota; Sordariomycetes; Hypocreales; Hypocreaceae. Bases 1 to 2007 code for a protein of 668 amino acids. The record is from RefSeq and is a predicted model, not a curated record. Gene Ontology annotation, cellular component: Ric1-Rgp1 guanyl-nucleotide exchange factor complex; Golgi membrane.
AUGUCCGACAGCUUCAGCAACAUCCGAGUCUUCGUCCACUGGCGCGAUCAGACCGUCUUCGCGGGCGAGGCGGUCCAAUGCUCCUUCUCCCAAAGAGGAAUAUCCUCCCCGCUAUUCAAUGCUUCAUAUCCUCCCGAUCGAUUUGGUCGGAUACCUAGUAAUCCAAGAAGCCCCCAGUCGUCAACUGUCUCGGUACAGCGCAGGUCAUCCAAAACCUUGUCCAGCCCCAUGCCCGAAUUCCGAUUCCCCGCUGCACCCGCACCAGACUCGGAACCGGCUGCGAGCCCACGAAAAGCUUCAGGCAACAGUCUUCUCAGUCCGAGAACGGGGCCGGUUGACACCACCGUCCCUAUACGCUCAAAGGAGCAGAUCUCGCCUGGGCCCGACAGACCGAUCCUUACCGCCCGUAUACUCUCCAGCACGAGCAUGGCCGGAGGGACACCACGGAGCAGUGGUGAAUUUUACUCGAUAAGCAAUAAUUCGUCCGAGACGUUGGCCUCGGAAUAUGUAGCCCAGCCUCUAACCAGAGGUCCUGGGAGACCGUCGUAUCCGCGACGAGGCUCAGCCUUCUCCCUGCAUCAGUCAAGGACCGAGUCGCUGAUGAUGGGCUUUGCCCAAAUUCAGGGCUCUUUCUCUCUAGACGGCUCGCUUAUUAGCCUUGCACCCUUUGAACAGGUCAAGAAGAAGGCCGUUGUUGGCGGGCGAGGUGGAGGAGUGGUAGGACUGGAAUCGGGCCGCCGAGAGAAUGGCCUCCUGAGGGGCUUUGGCUGGGGAAGUAUAAGCAAUUCUCUGGGCGAUUUCCUCGGUGGUGGAGAGCUGAGCACCAUCAAGGAAAUGCGUGGUGUUGCAAACUCAAAGGCUGUUCCCUUACUGAGCACACCACAAUCGAUUCUCUUUGUCGACCUGCAGCUGGCUCCUGGUGAGAGCCGCUCAUUUGAGUACACAUUCAAGCUCCCCAGAGGGCUGCCUCCUACACAUAAAGGAAAGGCCAUCAAGAUUUCAUACAGCUUAGUCAUCGGCACUCAGAGACCAGGAGGGGCCAGGGAACAAAAUGUUCGGACAGUUGAGGUCCCAUUCCGUGUUCUAGGGAGUGUCAACAAUUAUGGCGAGAUUCUGGGGCAUGAUCUCAUGAAUCCGUACAUGUUACUACGCGAUGAGGCCUUAGUUAAGAUGGUUGGGAAGCAACAGAAGAGCCAUAGGGAACGCGAAGCCCCUGGGGCAUCAGCUGCUAUGAGCGACUUUUUAUCAUACGUCGACAGCCUGACAAAUCGACCUGGGGAUAAAACAGGUGGUUCGUUGCUGUCCCCGACGGCGACCCCAGAUUUGCGGCGUCUAUCAUCGUCAAGCUUUGACGACACGACCUCAGCUAAAGAGGCAAUCCGUCUCGCCAUCAUGAAGAGCAACUUGACUGGUCAAGGACAACAGAGCGCUAAUCGAUUCGAAAUUGCGCGGAAUGGACAGAGGGUCGGCGUGGUUAUGCUGACCCGGCCUGCUUAUCGCUUAGGAGAGGUCGUGACCAUGGUUAUCGACCUUUCAGAUGCAGACAUACCCUGCUACGCGGUUCAUGCAACCCUGGAAUCGUCAGAAAAAAUAGAUUCGACACUGGCUCUGCGAUCCGAUUCGAGUAUUCACAGGGUGACUCGCAAAGUAUAUGUUGCCUCUUCCGAAUCCACACUCUUCACCCGGCGAGUGGUUUUUACCCCCACGAUACCCAUCUCUGCUACGCCCGAGUUCGUCACCAGCGGCAUCAGCUUUGAAUGGAAGAUUCGCGUCGAGUUUGUUGUGCCGUCACAGGGCCACGAUGCCUUAAGGGGGCAGCAAACGCCGUUCCCAUUACUGGAGCAGAUUUCGAGGGACGACAAGGGGGGGUUGGUUCUCGUAGCAGUUGAGAACUUGGCAUGCGAGAGCUUUGAUGUGCCUGUGCCUCUGCGCGUAUACGGAGCUGUUGGGACUGGUUUGGAGCGGUUGGAGAGGGAUGAGGCGGCUGAUGAAGGGCUUGUGGUGUAA